Molecule: messenger RNA, 864 nt
Organism: Chenopodium quinoa (quinoa)
Lineage: Eukaryota; Viridiplantae; Streptophyta; Magnoliopsida; Caryophyllales; Amaranthaceae
Exons: 1
Coding region: 1-864 (287 amino acids)
Source: RefSeq, a predicted model, not a curated record
AUGGCAGUUAGUGAUAAGAAAUUCAAUGAAAUGAUGACCCAUAACAAGAUGUUAGAGAGCCAAAUUGCUCAAUUGGCCAAUACCUUGAAAGAGAGUGCAAGUCCUUCUUCUCUACCCUCCGAAGGUCUUGACCCUAAGAAACUGGUUUAUUCUAUCACCACUAGAAGUGGCAAGGUACUAAAGGAUAGAGUGUCUAAGAGUAGUCAAGAGAACGAGAAGGUGAGUGAUACAUUUGAUGAUGAUGAGCAUGACGUGUCUAGCAAGAAGAGUGAGAGUUCUAAUGAGAAGGCCAAGGAGAAAGAGAGAAUGGAAGAUGAUGAGGUUAUCAAAGCUAAACUUCCUUACCCCCAAAAAUUCUUGAGUCUUAAAAUGGAUGAGCAAUUUGGGAAGUUUAUUGAUAUGCUUAAGCAACUUCAUCUUUCUAUUUCUUUCACCGAUGCUUUGCAACAAAUGCUAAAUUAUUCCAAGUUCCUUAAGGAUAUUUUGAGUGGCAAGAGAGAGUGCAAUGUGGUAGAUUCAGUGAAUGUUGGGGAGUGUUGCAGUGCUCUUAUCGAUAAUGACCUACCCCCAAAGAUGAAAGAUCCGGGGAAUUUCUCCAUCCCUUGCAAUAUCAAUGGCAAAUUGUUCCAAAAUGCUCUUUAUGAUUUAGGUGCUUGUGUUAGCAUCAUGCCAUAUUCCUUUUUCAAGAAGCUUAAUCUAGGAGAGCUACUUCCUACCAACAUGACCCUACAAUUGGCCGAUCGUUCAAUUAUGAUUCCCAAGAGUAAGAUUGAGGAUGUCCCCCUCAAGAUAGGAGAGUUUACCAUCCCCGUUGAUUUCAUUGUACUUGAGUUGCUGAAUAUGACAAUAUUCCCAUCAUCUUAG